Molecule: messenger RNA, 1184 nt
Organism: Phyllostomus discolor (pale spear-nosed bat)
Lineage: Eukaryota; Metazoa; Chordata; Mammalia; Chiroptera; Phyllostomidae
Exons: 3
Coding region: 27-1184 (385 amino acids)
Source: RefSeq, a predicted model, not a curated record
AAGCGCGGCGGGGCGGGCGAGGGGGCAUGGCCCGCGCCGCCGCUGGGCUGCAGCGCUCCCCGCGGCCCCCUUCCGGCCGCGGAGCUCACGGCUCCGGCGCAGACAGCUCACAGCUCGCCUCGGCCUCGCGGCUCAGCGGCAUCCACUUCUGGGCUCUCCUCCCGAAGCCCGUCCGAGAAACGGAACGCAGUCCCUUCGGGGGCUCCGGCUGGGGAGCGGCAGGGAGGGCAGUGCGCGCCGUGAGAGGACCGCAGGGCUUCUCGGUGCCGACCGCUUCUCCCGCGAAAGGCAGUGGUGGCGGCGGGCGAAGAGCCGCGUCCCGGACGCUCGAGCCUCCGCUGCCCGCGACGGGUCUCGAACCGACGUCUUACGCAGGGCCCAGGAGCGCACGCCCGCUAGGCCGAGACCGCUGCUCUCCGGGGGUGUGGGUGGGCCCCUUCUACCCGCUCUUUCAGGGGGGCGGCGAGGAAGCGAGGUUGGGGGGCUCUCGGGGGAAGAGGCGGGGCGUAGUCCGGCCCCGUGCAGGUCCAGGCACUGUCCGGAUCCUCACUCUGCCAAAGUGGGGCGCCGCGUCCCGGGCGCUCGGGUCCUGGCAGGGCAGCCUCCCGGGCCAGCGCUCGCUCCCAGUCCUCCGACCCUCCUGUUCCUCGGCGGAGGUGCCUGCUAAUGCAAAGGUUGGAAAUUGCUUUCCAGGCGCGUUUACAGCGGCUGCGGCUGCUCCUCGUCCGGGGCAGGGAGCUCUGUCGGCGAUCGCUCUGCAAACCACCGCUCGCCUUACAGAGCGAUCCCCCUCCAGCUCCGCACAAUUUCAGCAACUGGCCUCCACCUCCACCUCCACUCCAGGACCCGCCCCCCGUGAUAUCAUGUGUCAAUCACACGGGCUGCCCGAAAACCUGGAACAGGAUUUCCCCGGCCGUCGUUUCCUCCUUCGUUGCGUGCGCACCAGCUCGGAAACGCAGCCGUGCAGACCCGUGCCGUCAGCAGCCUCUGACCGGACGCCGCCGCUGGAAGCGCUGCGAGCGCCGCGCGUCGUGGAAGGAACCCUGCGGACGUGGUCCUCGACCCGUGUUCGCGUGCUGAAGGUGUGCUUGAAAUCCCCCCUCCCGCCCCCAGGAGCCCGGGGCACCGCUAAGGGCAUCGGCAACCAGAAAUCGUCACUAGAAAACAACACAGACCAAGAAUGA